Molecule: messenger RNA, 10710 nt
Organism: Ostrea edulis (European flat oyster)
Lineage: Eukaryota; Metazoa; Mollusca; Bivalvia; Ostreida; Ostreidae
Product: ceramide synthase 5-like
Exons: 10
Coding region: 29-1063 (344 amino acids)
Biological process (GO): ceramide biosynthetic process
Cellular component (GO): membrane
Molecular function (GO): DNA binding; sphingosine N-acyltransferase activity
Source: RefSeq, a predicted model, not a curated record
UGAAGUUUAUAUUUAAAUCGAAGAAAUAAUGGCGUUGAGCAGUGCGUAUGACAUUUUUUGGAGUGAAUGGUUUUGGUUACCAGAGAAUGUAACGUGGAAAGAUUUAGAAAACAAAGACGGUGGUUUAUAUUAUCCUCAGGCAGUACAUCUUUUCAUCCCACUUGUUCUUGCAGUAAUUGUAUUUGCAGUCCGUAAAUCUUUUGAAAGCUUAAUAGCUAGACCAAUAGGAUUAUAUUUUGGUAUUAAGGAUGGCAAACCAAAGAUCGCCCCACAAAUUAGUGCCUUGGAUAAUUCUUACAAAAUCAAGAAAUUUCCAACAGAAGAAACAAUUAAGGCAUUGGAAAAACAAACAGAUAUGACAGAGCGUCAGAUACAGAGAUGGUUUCGAAUGAAACGAAAUCAAGAACGUCCAAGUCAAAUGAAGCGCUUCACAGAGGCCUCAUGGCGAUUCUUCUUCUAUUUUAGUAUUUUUGUAUAUGGUGUAGCAGUUUUAUGGGAUAAACCCUGGUUUUCAGAUUCUAUUCAGUGCUGGGUUGGGUAUCCUAAACAUCACUUAUCCACUGGUGUAUUCUGGUAUUACAUGAUUGAGAUAUCCUUUUACUGGUCGCUAAUGUUUUCACAAUUCAUGGAUGUAAAGAGAAAGGAUUUCUGGGAAAUGUUUGCACAUCACUGUGCGACGAUAUUACUGUUGGCCUUUUCUUGGUGCGGAAAUUUUGUCCGGGUUGGAACACUAGUGUUGUGUAUACAUGAUGCUGUAGACUAUUGGUUGGAGGCAGCUAAGAUGGCCAAGUACAUCAAAUUCCAGCGACUCUGUGAUGUACUGUUUGCUGUGUUUGGAGUUGUCUGGUUCAUAACGAGACUAGUUCUCUAUCCGACAAAGGUCAUGUGGUCCACCUAUUUCGAAUGCAUACAGAUCGUGGGGCCUUUCCCAAGCCUCUACUAUUUUAACGGUAUUUUGGUGAUUCUUCUGAUCCUGCAUGCCUAUUGGUUCUCACUAAUUGUGACAGUCGCCUACACAGUGUUGUCCAAACAAGGCGAGGGACAGGUAUGUAAAAGAAAUUAACGCGUUUUCUACCGCUUUCUCUCUCAUGGCAUUCGGUAGAUUGUAGUAACAGCACUUUGUAUAUUCAGUUUGAAUUGGCAUUGAUUUCUGAGUUCAUUCACUCAUAUCAGUAAAAACAUACAGGUAAAAAUGCAUAGAAUAGCUUUUUAAUAAACAUUUUUUGUAUCAUGAUUGAGGAAACGGUACUUUCAUCUCAUUCCUUAUCGAGAAAAUUCUUCAUGCUAAUUUAACGUUUCGUCUAUCUGCACUACAAAAUCCUAUCAUUUCACAGAAAACCAACUAUAGUGUGUUGAUAAGACUAAACUUGAACAUCUAAAAUAUCACUCCCUUCCACAUGAAAAGCAGUUGAAUACAACAAAGCCGUGAUACUGAGUAGAAGAAAACCAGUUAGUUAUGUUCCCUCUGUAUGUUAAAUCCAAGGUUACACAGAAAUGUGCCGCAGUGUGCCUGUUCUAUUAGGAUAUUUAAAGGUAGCUGUUGUUCCUCAAAGAGUACCUGUUAUAAAGGUAGCGGUUGUUUCUCAAAGAGUACCUGAUAAAUUGAGAUGUUUAAAGGUAGCUGUUGUUCCUCAAAGAGUACCUGUUAUAAAGGUAGAUAUUGUUCCUCAAGGAGUACCUGUUAUAAAGGUAGAUAUUGUUCCUCAAAGAGUACCAGUUAUAAAGGUAGCUGUUGUUCCUCAGAGAGUACCUGUUAUAAAGGUAGAUAUUGUUCCUCAAAGAGUACCUGUUAUAAAGGUAGCUGUUGUUCCUCAAAUAGUACAUGUUAUAGAUAGCUGUUGUUCCUCAAAGAGUACCUUUUAUAUUGAGAUGUUUAAAGGUAGCUGUUGUUCCUCAGAGAGUACCUGUUAUUGGUAGCUGUUGUUCCUCAGAGAGUACCUUUUAUAUUGAGAUGUGUAAAGGUAGCUGUUGUUCCUUAGAGAGUACCUGUUAUAAAGGUAGCUGUUGUUCCUCAAAGAGUACCUUUUAUAUUGAGAUGUAUAAAGGUAGCUGUUGUUCCUCAGUUCUAUUCACCAAUUAUUUUCAUGAUUUUGCAUUUGAGAGUUGAAAUUGGAUUAUAUAACGGUGCUGUGAGUAUUCAUGCAAGAUAGAUAAGUAGAAAUUAUUAUAGAAAUCAAGGUUUUCAAUUCAUUAUAGAUCGCUGCAAUGUUUUAAUUAAUUUCUGGAAUAAAUAUAUUUUAAGAUAAAAAUUCCUUCUGUUUGGCUGUGAGUAAACGUGAAACAUGUUACAGGAUGUAUAUUGUACAGAAUUUUGGAACUUGAUACAUUUAAUGUUUUGGAACUUGAUACAUUUAAUGUUUUGGAACUUGAUACAUUUAAUGUUAUGAAACUUGAUACAUUUAAUGUUUUGGAACUUGAUACAUUUAAUGUUAUGAAACUUGAUACAUUUAAUGUUUUGGAACUUGAUACAUUUAAUGUUUUGGAACUUGAUACAUUUAAUGUUAUGAAACUUGAUACAUUUAAUGUUUUGGAACUUGAUACAUUUAAUGUUUUGGAACUUGAUACAUUUAAUGUUAUGGAAAGGUGAAGAUCGUUUCUUUUAUGAAGUUUAAAUUUCUCCUUCAAAUUCUUCAAAUGACAUGACCAGUUACACAUACACACUCAAGUUCAAAAUUGUCAAGUUCGUGCCGAGUGUAACUGAGAAAAUCCGCAGGCUCAUUCAAACAAUGAAAAAGUGAUGUUCAUGCAGAGUCGUAGUUGAAGGGAAAAAAGGGGUUUUCGUUCUUCCUGGACACUAUGGUGCUUUGUGCGAUCUUAGAAAUGUUUGUCGAUUGCUAAUUAGGGCUUAUCGUAUUUUAUUGGUACUAUUUCUUGAUUAAUUAAUUGCUAUACACCGAGUACUUAAGAUGUCUGUAAAUAAUGUUAUUAAAGUGCAUUAGGUAUUGUUCUUCCUGUAGGUUUUAAAAUUUUACCAUAAACUGGAGAGCUUCAAAGUCACGUGAUUUAUUGACUUGAGCAUUCUUUGACAUAUCAAGAUACAUGAUCUUAUUGCUGCCGGGUGUUUGAUGUUGCAGUGGAAUAUAAUUAUUUUCAUGAUCCUAUAUAUACUUUUACUUUCAUUGGGGGGGGGGGGGGGGGGGCACUGAAAUCGGUCGACCUUGCAUCAAUGUAUCAAUAUUUCUGUAACUUUUUAUAUUCUUCAAUAUCUAACCAGUUAUUAUGCUUUCAUUUUCAUUUGAAUUAACAUGCAUGAUAGAGAAUGGCAUACUAUAUUCUAAAAUAGCUUUACGAUUUCAUGAAUUGCGUGUACAUGUAUAAUACGUAAUCGUGAAAGGAAGACAUGCAUUAUAUGAUUCUGUUGUAAUGGUGGUUAACUUAUCGGUAGGUUCGUAACAAUCAGGUAUGUAUUACGGCAAUAACGGAAAUGGUAAAGCACAUCACUCUGACUUUUCACAUCUCUUUGCUGAAGACCUACAAGCAGAAAAAAAAUGUUAGAAUAGAAAAAAAAAUCAAAAACAAAACAAUAUUGACAGCUAUGCUAAAGUGCAUUUGUUAUACAGUAAAAACUGUUUAAUCCGACACCCGUGCAAGCUGUUUCACUGAGAUAUCCAGCCUUCAUUUUCAUCCCAUGCCCAAUAUAAUACUUAAACCGACACAAAGUCUCCCCCCCCCCCCCCCCCCCCCCCCCCCCCCCCCAGUACCUGUCGGAUGAAACAGAUUUCACUGUACAAUCGCUGUACAGAGUGUGGUAUUCUUUUUAUGUUUUAUCACACAGAGGCAGAAUAUUGCGUUAAAGUAGUGAUGAAGAAUUUCAAAGUAGGUUGUUUUGAUAUGGAUACAGCUAAUGAUUGGUACGAGUACUUUAUCUAGCAUCUUUACCUGUGUUUUUUCUAAGGAACGUUUAAUGCAAAAGUAGUUCAUCACGUGGUGUUUAGGAACAAGUCCCAUCCCCGUCCAACCGACUGUUUUAUAAAGAUAUGCAGACCUCUUCCCUCCCCCUUCCCCUCGUAUGGCUUGUUUUUAGCUUGCAAAUUUAAAAAAAUAAACAAGAUUGAAAGUUUGGCCAACCAGCUUCAGUAAUGCUGAUUUUAGUACAUGGUUUGAUAUAGAAUAUAGGUGUACCUGUUUUAUGAAUUCCAAAUGGAGUUCGUUGUAGAGGGUGUCCGGGUAGCGUAGUGGUUAACGCACUCGCUUCUCACCGCUGCGACCCAGGUUCAAUCCUCAGGAUGGACAGAGGUUGUAUGUGACAGGGUAUUACAAGUUCUCCGUUCGGACAUGUGGGUUUCUUCCGGGUACUCUGGUUUCCUCCCACAUCAGUGACCCCUUUGUGCCAAAAGAAGCAUGAAUUUUAAGUUGUAGAACUUGUCUGUAAAUCGUCGUCAAACAAAUAAAGUUUAAACCUAAGGUAAGUUAUGAAAAAUGCACUUAAAAUGUCACCUGGGGAAGAGGUCUCUAUGGUUACUCAGUUUGUUGUGUGGGGGCGGGGUCAAUCAUCAAUCACUUCUGAUCACAAGUUCAAAGGUCAAGAAAUGAGAAGAGUAUGAGCAACAAAAGUGCUGAAUAUUGUCAGAAGGAUUUUCUUUUAUCUGCAUAUUUGUUCUGCGGAUUACUAAAGGUGCUUACUAGGAGGUUUUAUUUAGUUUUAAUCAGUGUGAUAUUUUUUGAUGUGCAAUAACAUAACAUCUUCUGUUGUCUAGAAAAUCUUUUCUCUUAUUAAUUUUCUGAGAAAAUCAUGAAAUUCAGAUGAGCUUUUAUUCUCAUUUGAGGAAGUUACUGAUUAUAAACCUUGCCACAACACUUUGAUACAUAUUCCUCUGGUUGUCUGUGCUUUUACUAGCAACUUUAUGUUUGCACUUAGUAAUUUAUGUUGACAUUUAUUUUAACAUGAUUAUAAGACAUGUAAAAUGUGAUUAUUAAGAGUUUUCCAUGCAAUAUUUGAAAGUCAUGUGACUCACCUUAGCCAAAAUGCAUUUCUGAUCAAAUUUUGCCCAGCAUCUGUUUUGUUUGACUAUUUUUUUUUAAAGGUGUAUGUUUCUCAAGAACCACUGUCCCUAAUUUAGUUUUGCUUAACACAAAGGACCAUGACAAAGUCCAAGGGGAGAUGAUUGAUAAAUACAGUCAAACUUCGUUAUCUCGAACUCGAUGAAAAAUACAAAACACUUCCAGAUAUCCAAGGAUUAGAGAUAUUGAGGUUAAAAUACUUAAAGAAUAAGAGGUUUAGACGAGAUAUCCAUGAUAUUGGUGUUCGAAGUUAAACUGUAGUGAAAAUAGGUGGGUUGAGGUGUUUUUAAAAAGUCUCAAUUAGACCAGAAAAUCCAAACUUGCUACCCUUAUUUGGUAGAGAGUCAAUUAACUCGUGUCCGAGCUCUCACUGGGUCAGACCCGCGAUAUGAAAAUAGGUUGUGACCAAUCCUUUGUCAGGUGUCCUUGGACUGAAGGUCAUGGGUCUCAGAUGAGGCCGCAAAUAUUCAAGGUCACGGGUGAGACAUUAAACAUUGGGUCAUUUCAAUUUGAAUACGUCCUUCUUUUCUGAGUCUUGUGGAUGAGACUUUAUAAACACGUCUUUUUGAUUAGACCUAAAACACUUGAAUGAGAUCUUCAACACAAACUUUACAUUGGAUGGCUUGAGGAAAUUUUAAAAAGAAAGGCUGAAGUAUUGUGCAAACAUACCAGUGUAACGUUGAUUCAUUUUAGCUCACCUGAGAUUUAUAAGCUCAAGAGAGAUUUCCUAAUUACUUAUCAUCCGGCGUCCGUCUGUCCGUAAACUUUACACAUUUUCAACUUCUCCAGAACUAUAGGGCGACUUUAAACCAAACAAGUGAUAAAGCAUCCGUGGGUAAAUGGGAUUCAUAAUUGUUUAAAUCAAGGGGGUCACAUCAUUUUUGAAGGAGAGAUAAUUAAUAAAUAGUGUAAACUUGUGUAGAUUUAAGUUCAGUCAUGACCCCAUAGGACUAGGGUUGGGGUCGUAAUAUGAGGUCAAAAUUUGUCAUUUGAUUAAAGGGGGGAAAGAUCUUUUAGAAAUUCUUCUGAAGAACAGGAUAGCGAACGUGACUCAGAUGAGCAUUGUUGCCCGUGCCCUGCCCUCCUAUUUAGUCCCCUACUGACGAAGUCGAAGGGGACUUUAGGUUUGCGCUCCAUCCGUUUGUCAGGCUGUCCGUCAGUCCAGUUUUCCGCAAUUUUUUUCUCUGUUCUUGCAGAUAUUUAUUUUAUAUUUGGUAUGUUGCUUUGCCAUAACAAGUUACAGAUUAAGUUUGAAUUUCAUCUUGGUCCGUUGAUUUUUCACUUAGUUAUGGCCCUUGGACUUGAAAAAUCGCAUGAAUUAUCAGUUUUCCGGACUUUUUUUGGUUGUGCUUGCAGAUAUUCAUUUGAUAUUUGGUACAUUGCUUUGCCAUAACAAGUUACAGAUCAAGUUCGAAUUUUGUCUUGAUCCAUUGCUUUUCCAUUAAGUUAUGGCCCUUGGACUUAGAUAAAUAGCAUGAAUUGUUAGUUUACAUCCAAGUUUCUUAUCUCUGUAGAUAAGAAUACUACACUCAUUAAAACUUCUAGCAUAGUAAUACAACAAUAUAGCUAAAUUAUUCAUGAUCACCUACAUGUCACAGUUUAUUGACUUGGUUAAAGACCUAGACCUAAUUAUAAAUUUGUCUUUUUUCCUGGUAUAGUCUCUACUCGAAUAGUAGUUGAUUUCCAACCAUUCCUAUCCUGGUUCCCCAAUUUUCCCUUUUACCAUAACCUACGUAAUGAACUUUGAAUAUUGUUGUGGUACAGUAAUUUUUUCAACCGGUAGGGGACUAUGUAUUGUCAUGCAAUACUCUCAGAAUGCUUGUUUUACGUGACCAUUAUUUGACCACGAAAUUGGUCGUGUGAAAAUAGGUGAAAGGAGGAAAAUGCAUUGAGCGGGUGAGCAAUGUGGCCCACAGACAAUUCUUCCAUCAGUUAUCAAUCUGUCUGUCUUUUAGUUUAUUGUUUAUUAUCACAUGUACUACUUGUUUUUAUAUUUUAAAAAAAAUGCUCUUUGAAUAUGUCUGCUUAGUUUUAUUCAUUACGCUUGUUUUAGAUAAUCCAGUACAUGUAUAUGUAUAUUUUUAACUUCCGGACAGCGGACAUGAAAGCGAGGCUGAUUCUCGCAAAUCUUAGCUGACCACUCCAUUGAAAUGGUUGAGAUUAUGGAUUGACGUUCUUUGUAACAUGAUUUUAUUUUUAUUUAUCUUUUUAUUCAGAUUUGCAAAUUUUAUUUAUUUUUCAGGAAGUUACAGAUAUUCGUAGUUCCGAUGAAGAAGAAGUCAGCGAAGAAGACACCACUCGUAAUGGCUCUGGUGACCACAGUCUCACCAACCAUGUUAAUAACUCAAUAACAAAAUAAGCAAUCUAGAAAUCUAAUUGUAACUUUUUACACCCAGUCACGUCAUCAGGGAAGUCAAAACUAGCGAUUUUUUUUUUUUUUUUUUUUUUUUUUUUUUUUUUUUUUUACAUUUUUGUUUUAUAUUUUUACGCAUUGUACUUCACCUCACAUCCACCCUACAUAUCUUUUUUUUUUAUUUCAUCUGAACAGUUCCUCAUUAAAUUAUUGUAUCGUGGGGAGAUGAGUCAGAGUUAUCUCCCUUGCUUUUUGAUAUCCCCCCCACUGAUAUUCAACAAGAUUGAGAUUUUAGACUACAUGUAUAUAUGCCCUAUGAUUUGCAGCGAAUUUUCUUACUCUUGAAAAACGCUUCGCUCCUGUUGAAGGUCAGCAUUAUAUUUGAUAUACAUGUGUAUGAAAUUUAGGAAAUUUGAUAUCAUGAAUAGACUACAGAAGAACAUGGAUUAUUAUUCAGAUACAUGUAUUUAAGUAGUGCUUGUGAUAUUUUUAAACACGUCAGCUGUAUUUAAUUGGGGUUAAUUCAGAUAGCAAAUGGAAGUACUGUUACACGUACAGGUCGGACUAUUCCUGCCAGUCCUAGAAGAUGAGAUUGUUAUUAUGAUGUACAGGUAUAAACCCAAUCACAACUUGUCGGUCCAUACCUGUCAGUCCAAGAAAAUGAUAUUGUUAUAAUGGGCUGCCUACAUACACAUUACUUCUUGGGAGUGUGUUGGACGUGCAUUACUGUUUAAUCUAGAAAUACACUCAUCUUAAGAACGUAUGACACAGUUCUGAAAUAUGUAUGUUAAAUACAUGUAUUUGGAAAUUAGAAACUAAGAAUAUUUUAUGUAGCGAAAAAUUGCAAUUUGGAUCUAUAUAUAAUAUUACCGAACAAAAAAUUGAAACCUAUCUGGGAACUGGAGCCAUAGUUUAUCUGAAACUGUGAGCUACUCGGAAUAGGCAAUAAAUUUAGAUGUGUGACUGAUAUUUGUGACGUACGUUCUUUCGAAAUAUGAUUCUGUACAUUUUCAUAUUCGUAAUUUCAUAUUCGUAAUUUCAUGAGCACAUAUGAACGUAAAAGCAAAUAUUUUUGUAGUGUUUGAUUGGUUAAUACUGAGUGACAUCGCAAUUGUCUGUUCACAGUACAGGGUUUAUGUGAGUCUGGUAAAUGUCAAUCAUGUGUGGGUGGAUAUGAUUGUGUGGAAAAGGUACAAGUGUAAGCUGUGAUGGAAAAAAAAAGGUGUUAUAAUAAUGAACAGUAAUGGUCUUUCUUAUUUUAGAAAUGUACAUAAAUGAAAAAGGCGUUUUGUAUUUUUUAAAAUGAUUUUUCGUUAAGCACAACCAGUCAUGUGUAAUUAAAGAAAAUACUCUCUGACAUUCUUUGAUUUUGUGUUGGACACUAGCAGAUCUAAAACAACAAACCCCCCCCCCCUCUUUUUUUUAUUAGAAAAUGUUACCAAAUUUAUCUCUGAUUUUGAGGACUAUUGAAGUUGUACCUGUUUUGAAAAGUACGUCACUGUGGGUUUAAAAUCGUUUUAAAAUUGCGUAUAGGGUAUUCAUCACAUAAUUUGCAUUUUCUUCAUUUAAAUUCAGUAUAAAAUGGUGGAAAAAAUAAUAAUCUAAGAAAAUGUAAUACCUUCAAAAUGGUGCAGGUUCAAGUUAAAAAAAAUAUAUAUCCUCUAAUAUAUACUAGUAUAUAUAUCUAUAAAGUACCGAUAUUGCAGUGAACUCUUAAAUAAAGAUAACUGCGCUAAAUGAAAAAAAUAUUUAAUAUAAAGCACAGAAAAAAUCACUAUAUUUGGAUCCCACUUCCACCCCUAUAUUCACUCGAUUUUCAUAUUAAUAAUCCUAACUUUUGUGGUUUUCCUAAAAAGAAAUUUAAAGGGGAGGGGGUGAAAUUGAAUAAAUUCUUUCUUUUAAAGAAUAUGACCGAGUUACAGGAACAAUAAUAUUACAAAUGUAGCACGUUCAUCUUAACGUAUACAUAUAUAUUUAUCUGUGUAUUGAUAAGCGUGUAUGGUAGCAUAGGGACCAAAUGGGAAGAUUUUCAUUGCAAGAUUUUAAACACAUUCUCAAAAGUUCCUCUUUACUGCUAUGUUUAUAAUCAAGAACUCCAUUUUAUUGCAUUAGAUACAGUGUAGUUGUGAAUUUAGAAUAGUAGUUUUUGAAAUUAUUUUUGCAUUGGUAUACUUUGUUAUGUUGAUGAAAAUGUGUUUGCUGAAAGUGUCAUAAAACGGAAGUCUCAAUAAUAUGUAUCACGCACCCGAGUUUAAUUUAACCUGCAGAUUUGAACAAGGUUGGUGCAGGAUGGAAGUAUUUGCUCACAAUUCUAAAUUAGCUCUGUAAGAUACAACAGACACUGAAAUAAUUGUAUUUUGCCCACAUGAGCUGUGAGCUUUUCUGAUCACAUUUUGUUUGUCGUUUGUUUGGAAACUUUAAGCACUUUUGACUUCUCGAGAAGCUUAUUUCAGCCAAACUUGCCACAAAGUAUACUUGGGUAAGGAUGAUUCAAAUUUGUUCAAAUGAAGUGCCACGUCCUAAAUCAAGAAUUCGUAACAAUUUUGUGACAUUGUUUUAAAAUCUCAACGAGAUUUCAAAUAAAACUGAAUACAGAUCAUCCUUGGGUGAAGGGCUUUCAAGUUUGUUCAAAUGAAGGGUCAUACUCUCUUCAAAAGGGAACAGAAGUUUUAAAAAAUGCAGAAAUAGAGUGGGGUUAUUUGAAAAUCUUCUCAAGAGCCACUGGGGCCAGAAAAGUUAAAACUAAUUUGAAUGCUUCCUAACAUAGUGUAAAUUCAAGUUUGAUCAAAUUGAUUUCUUAUCUUGUGACAUUGUAUCAUGGUUAUAUCGUGACAUUUUGGCGCUGGAUUAGAGCCACAGUAGGGGAGGGGGGGGGGUCAACAUUUUUCAUGGAAUAAAAUUGCAAGAAAUCUUUUAAUCACAAUAGCUGAACAACAGCAGAGCCAAGGUGAGCGGUGUGGCCUAUGGGCCUCUUUUUUCGUAGACAAAUACUGUACUCUUUAAUUUACAUGCGGAUCAUACAAACUGACCCUUUUUCUGUCUAUCGAGAAAUUCAUAUUUGUUCAAAAUUAGGUUAGAGUAACUGAACCUAUGAAGAGAACAGGUAAACCAAAGCUCAUGGUUCCCCAUAUGAACAAUUACCAGACCUUGUUGAUAUAUAUUUUCUGAUCUUUAAUCUCUAAUAAAGGAAAUAAAUUGCUAUAUAUUUCUAAGGAUGAAAAUGUGCUGAGUUUGUAUUUAAUUAAUAAAUUAUUCAUAUAUAUAAGUGUAUAUUGUUUAUCAAUUUUAUGGAUGUUGUAGUAUUUACAUUAACAUUGCUUGUAAAUUUUUGUCAAUAAAUAAUGCACAAAUUGCAA